Klebsormidium nitens is the source of this 1086-nucleotide messenger RNA. Lineage: Eukaryota; Viridiplantae; Streptophyta; Klebsormidiophyceae; Klebsormidiales; Klebsormidiaceae. The record is from the annotation of a GenBank genome assembly.
UGACCGUAGAUGACCUGCCCAGCCGCCUCAACGCCUCAUACGAACCGGAGAAUGCAGUCGUCAUAUUCGCCCAGGGAGCCGCGUUGGGGUACCCGUCGCAAAAAAUCAGCCUGAGACAUUGAGAGUGAUGCUUGAGCCCACCUUGCUGGCCUGGGCAUGCUUUUGUUGGCGCUGGUGAAUUCCUCUCCUGGUUCCUGUGGCUGUAGCUGGAUUUACCUAAUAGGCACGUUGACAUGUCGACGUCCCUGUUUGCUCGCGGCGCUGGCGCACUCUUGAAGAAACUUGAAGUUGGAGCGAGGCAAGAGCUUGGAGUGGUCUAUUCUUGCACGUCCAGAAGGGAAUUCAGCACAGAUGCGCCACCCCAGGAAUCAGGCCCAGCACCCGGAGAAAUAGGAGAGGUAUCUGGCAUUCCUGAGGAGCAGCUGCAUAGGAAGGUCCUUAUCUACUCUCCUGCGCGAACCGCCUCUCAGCAAGGUCUGUCAAAGGUCGGAAGAUGGAAGAUUGGAUUUGACAGCACGUCAAAAUGGGAGAAUCCGCUGAUGGGCUGGACAUCAACGGGAGACCCAUAUGCCAAUGUGGGGGACGCAGGGCUCGUCUUUGAGAGCAGAGAGGCCGCCAUAGCCUUUGCUACGAAGCAUGGAUGGCAGUACUCAGUGAAGGAGCCACAUCGAGCAGUAAAGAAGGUUAAAACAUAUGCUGACAACUUCAAGUGGAAGGGACCUGUUCCUGCAAGCGAGAGUGCUUCAUGACCGAAGAGUAAGACAGGUUCGACUCUAUUUGGCAUCUGACAUUUGGCAGUUACUUUUCAGCGUUCCAAAAACAGCACCAUUUUAGCGUUGCUAUAUGAAGGUGAAGGACAACAUUUAUUCCAGUGCCACGUCUCCGUGAAGCCGAUUUGACUGCUAGCAUUUGCAAGCGCGGACAUCUGCCGCUGCAGGGAAGCUAUCGGAUGUGGUGUACAACCACCGCAGGUCGUAUUGUCUGUGGCUCAGUUCCAUCGUUGGAGUCUACAGCCGACAUAAGGUUGCAUCUGUCCUCUGAUUUUCACACUCGAAGGACCGACUACCGCUCUGGGGCCAAUCGAUG